UAAGAUGUAUUCGAAGGAUCUCCAGGAAACCAUUACACAAACAUAUGGUUUGUUCAAAGUGGAUGUAUGAUGAAAGAAAUUAAUACAGCUAGUUUUUAGUAUUUUAGUAAAUUUUCCCAUUUUGGAUGAAUAAAGACAGCUGAUAAACUAAUACAGGUUUUCACUUGAAGCUGUGUGAAAGUUGCUAAAGACAACAUGAAAGCCGACGACAAACUUCAAAUUCUGAAGUUCUUUCUAAUGCUUGUCAAUUCAGUAUUUGUGAUUCUUGGCAUCAGCAUUUUUGCAUGUUCUGCUUGGAUCUUAUUUGAUAACAACAACUUUAUAAGAGUCAUAAGUUCUGGAGAGGAAGUCAAGCUGGUGGCUGGUGGGCUCUUUUUCAUCGGCCUGGUUGUGGUUGGCGUGUCCCUGCUGGGUUGUAUUGGUGCCUAUUUAGAGAGCAGAUGUUUUAUUAUAUCUUAUCUGGGUUUCUUAAUUAUCAUCAUACUGGGUCAGAUUUUCAUCACCUUUGUGCUAUUGAUAAGACGAGAGUCGAUCAACAAGUAUUUAAGCAGUAGUGUAGAGGAUAUCAUUAACAAGUAUGGACAAAAUAAAACACACGAAACAUUAUGGAGUCUUCUAGACAGCGUGCAGAGUACUGCGAAAUGCUGUGGUUGGUCGACCCCAAAUGAAUGGAGGAAUAACACUGUUAUAUCAUCGCUGAAUGAGGCAAACAUCUACCCGUGCUCCUGUUUCAACGGUACCUGCCCUUUAAUCAUUGAAACAGUCAGAUUUGGAAACGGUUCAAACAUCUAUAAAACGGGCUGUGAGAAAGUUCUCGGAGAUUGGCUGAAUACAAAUAUUAUUGUAAUAUUUGGGAUGGAUGCUGGACUUUUGUUGAUUCAGGUGCUGCAGUUUAUCUUUGGAGUUCACACCUACAAAAGCAUCGGAUGCAAAACGAGAGAGCUUCAUCCGAAAAAACUGCUGAACGCCGUGGAUGAGAGCCCUUCGACAGUGCCUGUCCAAGAGCAGUAUGAAGAUCAAACCAAUAACACACAGAUGAACACUGUGGGUCACAAUAAUGGAGAAUAUAUUCAUGGGGGUUAUAAUAAUGGUGGAUACGAUCAUGUUGCCUACAAUCAAGGUGGACAUAUUGCUGAUAAUUAUGACCUGAGUAACAAUCCUGAAUUUUAUGAACAGGACAACAGGCAAAGUUACAAUCUGGAGUACCAGCAGGGCUACAGCGGCAGUCAUGAUCAGGGUUAUAUUCAGAGAUAUAAUGGUGAUGACUAUUAAAGACUUUUCUUGUGUAAUUGAUCACAUCGAGACAGAAUAAUUUUACAGCACACUGUAGGCUCUGGUCUACAUUUGACCAAAGACUCUUAAAACCUUCACACGUUUUUAAACAGGUUGACGCUUGUUCUCAGGAGUAUCGUUUGUCAUUUUAAAACAACCAGCAUCUCUUUUUCAAAGAGUUCAUUGCAUACCAUUCACUUCACUGUUUUUCCAUCAACAACACAUUUCUCAAAGUCACAGUUUUUCGCAAUGACAGACAACAUACUUUUAAUCUAGCAGAUCUCUAUUUAUUUUAAUGCCCCUUUACAAGUUUACAGAUGUUGUAUAAAUGUAGAUGUGUAAUUAUAGAAAAAUACUGACAUGAACUUAUUAUUGACAAACACACAUACAAUUAAUCAUUUUAAAACACUAACAUAAGAAAAUAUAAACAGAGGCCUUAAAAGGUAUUUGGAUUAAAUUUCACGUCACUGCAUAUACACUCUAAGAAAGGAUGUGUUCAUUUUUUACUUUUAAAAAUUCAUGCUUUUAACACAUUAUGUGUCAUUUUGUGUUGAUUUUGUGUUAAAAUAAAACACAAGUUGUGUUAAAAGUAACACAAAAUGUGUUGUUUCACUGUAAAAAUACUUUGCUGCCUUUUUUGUUGAAUCAACUCUGAUUUACAAGUCAUUUCAACUUACUAUUAUUUAUCUUGACUAGAGAGCAGUUGUUAUAACUACAGGUGAGUUGUUAUAAUUAAGUUGACUUUUCUCAACUAUAUUUUUUAAGUUGAGACAACUCAUCUCUGUUGACAUGACUUGUAAAUCUGAGUUGAUUUAGCAAAAAUUUUAAGGCAGCAAAGUAUUUUUUACAGUGCAGAGAUGUGUGGAUUCUGGGACACUAAUGUGUUGUUUUUAACACAUCCGUUCUAAGAAUGUAGAUAACAAAUUGUCAAACCAAAAUCGUGCUGGACAUUAUCUCAGAUCUAGUAUCACAUUUCUGAAUAUGAUCUGACCACAUAUUUUACAAUGUCUGACAACCAAAAAGUGUCCAAAUAAUUUUGUGUUAAUUU
Misgurnus anguillicaudatus (oriental weatherfish) is the source of this 2320-nucleotide messenger RNA. The record is from RefSeq and is a predicted model, not a curated record. Lineage: Eukaryota; Metazoa; Chordata; Actinopteri; Cypriniformes; Cobitidae.